This is a messenger RNA of Adelges cooleyi (spruce gall adelgid), 1853 nucleotides long. RefSeq names its product protein angel-like. Gene Ontology annotation, molecular function: 3'-5'-RNA exonuclease activity. Bases 298 to 1605 code for a protein of 435 amino acids. The record is from RefSeq and is a predicted model, not a curated record. The transcript has 9 exons. NCBI's taxonomy places the organism in Eukaryota, Metazoa, Arthropoda, Insecta, Hemiptera, Adelgidae.
AAGAUGCACACAGCUUAAAAGCCACGUGACCUCCUUUUUUUCGGUCCAUUAUAUCCUUUAUAUUAUUGUUUUAAUCAGUUUCAUAUGUUAUCAGUUAUCAUGUGAGUCGGGUUUUAUCAACAACACACAGCGUACUUGCACGAAAUCAAGGAUUUUUGAAUAAAUUAACAUUUUAAAUAAUCGACGAUAGUACGUAAUUUAUACUUUAUUAGUAAAAAAAAUAUCCUAAUUGUACUUACAAAUAAAAUUGUGUUAAAAAAAAAUAAACGUAUCGACAAUUUUUUUUUUAGUUCUUCUAUGUUUAUAUUGUUAUUUUUAUGUAUCUCGCCAGAACAUUUAAUAAGAUAUGUCUACUUGCUCAUACACGUCCAAUCGCUAAUAUUACAUUUGGCCAGUCCAAGUCAAUCAUGCAGCUUCAACUUGAAAAAUUAUCUCAACCGCAUUAGACCUCUAGUACAUUGUGAUAACAAACCAAGAAGUAAUUCAUAUGAUUUUAGUUUGCUAUCAUAUAACAUUUUGGCUCAAAACUUACUAGAAAAGAAUUCCUUUUUAUAUGAUUGGUCAGAUUUACGUGUAUUGAACUGGGAGUACAGAAGGAAACUUUUGUUGGAUGAAAUUAGAAAGUAUAAUGCUGAUAUAAUAUGUUUUCAAGAAGUUCAAGAAACACAUUUAAAUUGGUUUUUCAGAAACUUAUCUGAUAUAGGUUACAAUGGUGUGUAUAAAAAACGCACUCAUGGCCACCAAGAUGGUUGUGCUAUUUAUUACAAAAAUGAUAAGUUUGUACUUAAAGAAAAAGUAACUGUUGAGUACAAUCAACCUGGUAUUAGUGUAUUAGAUCGUGAUAAUGUGGGUAUUGUCCUGAGGUUAUCACCACGUCAAAAUGAACAUGAAAAUGUAAUUGUAUCAACAACACAUAUACUUUAUAACAAAAAACGACACGAUGUCAAGUUAGCACAGGUGCACUUGCUUCUGGCUGAAAUUGAAAGAGUAGCUUACAAAGGACAUGAUAAGGACGAUGACCGUGUUAUUCCUUUAUACCAUCCGAUUGUGUUGACUGGCGAUUUCAAUUUAGAACCUAACACUGCUGUUUAUGAUUUCUUAAUUAAUGGUGCUCUAAACUAUAGUGAAUUACAAAAACCAACAUUAUGGCCUCAAACCAAUGUGAGUGGAAGGCAAGAAAUGGGAAAUGAACUCAUCCCACAAUGUUUGGGCAUAACUGAACAUAGUCAGCAUACAAAUAUUUUAGAAUUAAGAUCAUCGAAUAAUCAUAAGCGACAGACGAAUGAUAGUUUAUAUUCAAAGUUAUAUCACAGUGAAAGAAAAAAUGAUAAAUCCUUGGCUGAUUCUUAUUCAAAAUAUGGGCAAUGUACCGGUAAUUUGUAUCACAACUUAAAGUUUGCAUCUGUAUAUAAUGAUUCAAGUUGUUCUACUUUUCACGAUCAAUGGGUCAUUGUAGACUAUAUAUUUUACACACACACAAGUUUAAAAUUAAAAACUUACCAGAAGCUUCCAAAUGUAGACGAAUGUAAAGGAUUACCACCAAUGCCAAAUAAACUUUGUCCGUCUGACCAUUUACCAUUAUAUGCUGUGUUUACUUUUAAAUAAUUUCAACAUGUUAUGAACUAAAAAUGUAUUAUUUUAAUUUAAUUUACAGAAGGAACCUAUUUUUACAUAGUAUAUUACACUAUUAAAUGUUUGAUUAAAAAAAAAAACAUCUAAUAUAUUCUAAUUAUUUUUGUGAUAAUAUUGUUGUUAAAAUGUUUUAAAUUGUAACCCUAAUGGAAAUUAAAUAUUUCAUAAGAUUGUAAUUUUCAGAAUGAGUGUUUAAAGUGUUAUCUUCUGCUAAAUUUAAU